Ixodes scapularis (black-legged tick) is the source of this 1647-nucleotide messenger RNA. RefSeq lists its product as uncharacterized. NCBI's taxonomy places the organism in Eukaryota, Metazoa, Arthropoda, Arachnida, Ixodida, Ixodidae. Gene Ontology annotation, biological process: regulation of transcription by RNA polymerase II. The transcript is spliced from 7 exons. Bases 149 to 946 code for a protein of 265 amino acids. The record is from RefSeq and is a predicted model, not a curated record. Gene Ontology annotation, cellular component: transcription regulator complex; nucleus.
UGGGCAGUCGCUCCCUGACCGAUUUCUCAAGUCGCAAAAGCGAGUCGCGGGACGGCCGAGCCAAUCACAGCCUCGCCGGAAGUGAUGCGUGCGUUUGUUUACAUCCGGCACUGCUUCCCGCGGGAAAUAGCGACGCGCGUUAGCUGGUAUGGAGUUCUGCGCCGAGGCUCUAAUCAAUGCUGUGAAAGACUAUGCAUUUCUUUACGAUAAGCGGCACCCCGACCACAAAGAUCGGGACAAAAAGCUGCAGGCCUGGACCGAGAUCGGCAGCAUUUUCGGCAUGGCAGGGCUAGAAUGCCAAAAAAAGUUCAAGAAUCUGAAGGAUGUGUACUACAGGACAAAAGCGGCGGUUAAAGGAAAGUCCAAGAGUGGCGCUGGGCUUGCGGAUAUCCCGACUGUGAAGUGGGCACACUUUGAAGAGAUGGCAGGGAUCGUCGAGCCAUUCUCGCAGUCUGCCGUGGUGUACUGCAGCCUACAACAUGAAGAAAAAAGCUCAAGCUCCACAAGCACGAGUGAACAGCCAUCGCCGCAAGCACAGGAGACGGGUCCCUCAACCGCCUCAAGUUCAGUUGUUGGCUGUGGCUUGGAGGAGUCACCUGCACAUGAGUCCUUCAUGAAUGCAGAGCCCAUAUCACCAGAGGAAGGGCUACCUGCUGAAAGGCCGCAGACAACACAGAAACGACAGAAGAGGCGCAGAUCAUCACAGGAUGCAGGAGAAGGCCGCAGCCACGAGUUGGUGGAGGCCUGUGUCGGCCACCUUGGUGCAUUAAGAGCGCUGAGGAGUGAAUCAAAGAGAGAUGAAAUAUAUCAUUUCUCCAUGCGACUAGACUGCCGCCUCAGGGCCAUUCCAAAAGAUAGAUCCCAAAGUAUCAUGAACAGUUUUGACAACAUGCUAUAUCACGAAGAGCAGGAGUGCAGGGAUCUGGGGCUGACCGAUGUUCUAUAAAUCACAGUAUUGGUAGGCGUAGUGGAAAUUUAUUGAAAGAAUUUUGGAACUUAUUUUACACUAUGGGGCACAUCUCGGCCAAAUAUUUUGAGUCCCACAGCAGAACAGGGUUGUAAAGUGGACCUAGGUACAAGCAACUAUGUCGGUAGAUACCUUGUUUAUGUAAGCCACAAACCUAAGAAGUAUUAUUUAUUUGUGUCUCUUGGUUGCAAUUCCAGUAGUUUGUCGCUAUGACAAGGAAGUAAAACAUUGCUCAAAUGACCACAAACAUAUUGCAAAGACAAUGUUGUUUAAUUGUCAUGCUGUGAUUUUACCUCAGGGUUUCUUUAUAUCAGUGUUUCCCAAACUGGGUUUGAUUGACAAAAGGCGAGGGGUGGGGGGGUCGUGGCACGCUUGAGUUGCGGAGUAGGAGCGUUUCGGAAACACUGCUUUAUAGCUAUGUUCCCUGCUGUCUUAUCUUAGUGCAAUAUCAUGGCAAUUUCCAUUUCCAAGGAGGCGAUUUGUUGGCACAGAGGUUUGGUUCAACAGUAACAGUACAAUUUUUACACUUUUUAGCAAAUAGUCAAGAACGUGCAAUUAACCAUAUUUCAAUUAUCUAUUUUAUUUAUUCAAGAAAUAGGGUCCUUGUUAUCUGUCGUGCACAAAGAAAUGAGGAUGAGAUAAACAUUACCUUUGUUCAAUAAAAGCAUUGCAAAUGUCGG